AUGGCGGACGAUGACCUGCCCGUCGUCUCCUUCGGGAGCCUCAUGACCGAGGGGACAACCCUGAGCCGGCGCGGCCAGCACGACAAGGCUCUGAGCUGCUUCAAUGACGCGCUGAAGCUGAGAGCAGGAGACAAGCACUGCCUUAUCACCCGCUCCAGGUGUUUUCUGAAGCUUGGAGACACAGAAAACUCCUUGAAAGAUGCUGAAGCCUCGCUCGAAAUUGACAAUACGUUCCAUGAGGGGCUUUACCAGAAAGCAGAGGCCCUGUAUGCCAUGGGGGACUUUGAGUUUGCUCUGGUGUUUUACCACCGAGGCCGAAGGCUCCGCCCUGACCUGCACAAGUUCCAGCUGGGCAUCAACAAGGCUGAGGAGGCCAUUAUCAACUGCAUUGGGAAUCCAUCCUCGGUGAAGCUGGAGACCAAGGAGGAGCUGUGCUUUGUGAGCAGGCAGGCAGAGCUCCAGAGCAAAAGUAACAAGCAAAAACAGCAAAACAAACCAAAGGACCAAAAGGAUCAAAAACAGACGAAGAAGCAGAGUCCAAAAACAGAGCAACAGCUUCUGGGGCAGCUUUAUGCUGACAAGGCAUAUCUGGAGAAGUUGCUCAAGGAUGAAGACUUGAUGCAGAGCAGCACAAGGCAGGGGGUCAAAGUCAUGGACCUGGUUUUGGGUGGCAUCUCCUACCUGAACCAGCGGCGGGACUUCUGGCAGCAGCAGAAGCCGAUGUACGCGCGGCUGUACGAGCGCAAGGUCCUGCGGCAGGGCCGCGCGCGCGACAAGAAACAGAAACCGCCCGACAUCGCCAGAGCCAUCGCAAAGGAGGUGGAGGACAUUGAGCUGAUGCUGGCCAGAGGUUCCGCUGAGGAAAGCUGCAGGAAAGCUGAGCGUCUGCUGAAAAAGAUACAAGCGUGGUCAGAGGAUGAAGUUCCCAACAAGAAUGAGCUGAUUGGGAACCUCCACAGCCACAUUGGGGAUGCACAGUUGGCAAUGGGGCAGAUGGAGGCAGCUUUGCACAGCCAUAAGAUGGAUCUGGAUUGUGCCAGGCAGAACACUCUGACAGACGCCGUGUCCCGGGCCCUGGACAACAUCGGCCACGUGUACGCCCGAACUGGCAAGUUCCAGCAGGCCAUCAACACCUGGGAGGAGAAGAUUCCACUGGCCCAGUCCAGCCUGGAGAAGGCCUGGCUGUUCCACGAAAUUGGGCGGUGCUACCUCGAGCUGGAUAAAGCUGAAGUAGCCCAAGAUUAUGGCCAGAAGUCCCUGCAGUCAGCAGAAGAAGAGGGAGAUGUGGAGUGGCAGCUCCAUGCCACCGUGCUGGUGGCACAGGCACAAGUGAAAUUGAAAGAUUACCGGUCUGCAAUCCUGAAUUUUGAAAGGGCUCUGGAGAAGGCAAGGCUUGUGCCCAGUGAAUCUGCUCAAAAUGGCAUCAUUGCGGCCUUGGAUAACGUGAGCAAAAGCUUCAUUGCAGAACUGAACAAAGGCCACGAAGAUGGAAUGAUUUCCUCACGUGAAGAUCGCCUUUUCAGCAGUGAAAGCAUAAAAACCACCACUGAUAAUGUGGAAGAGGAGGAGAAAGAGAAUUGAGAUAAAAAGCCAUAAGAGGAAGCCAGAAACGAUGCAUAAGCAGACGGAAACGUUAAAGGGGAGAAACGGACAAGGAAGUAAAGGACAGCAGUGGGGAAAAGUAGAGCCUAGGCGGG
This is a messenger RNA of Onychostruthus taczanowskii (white-rumped snowfinch), 1697 nucleotides long. RefSeq names its product outer dynein arm docking complex subunit 4 (gene ODAD4). Gene Ontology annotation, molecular function: protein binding. The transcript has 12 exons. The coding region runs from base 1 to 1581 and encodes 526 amino acids. Gene Ontology annotation, cellular component: cytoplasm. Lineage: Eukaryota; Metazoa; Chordata; Aves; Passeriformes; Passeridae. The record is from RefSeq and is a predicted model, not a curated record.